Molecule: messenger RNA, 676 nt
Organism: Heterotrigona itama
Lineage: Eukaryota; Metazoa; Arthropoda; Insecta; Hymenoptera; Apidae
Source: the annotation of a GenBank genome assembly
AUGGAAAAUGAGAAACUGUUGGGAAACGCUACAAUGCAGGAAGCAUACGUGAAAAUGAGAGACAGAGGGGCAGAGAGGGAAAAGAGAAGAGAAAAGGAGAAAGAGAGAGAGAAAGAGAGAGAACCUUGACCACGGAUCACGCAAGAAAAAGAUAGUCGCACCUUUCUUACGCGUGCCUCGGUGGACGUGCUGGUCACAAAAUAGGAGUGUAUCACUUUGUACGGCUGGAUACCCUUGGCUGCUUUGAAAUUAUUCAAGUGUAUGCAGCCAUGGUCGCUCAUCUCAGGCCUGCGUGAGCGACGCUGCAGUGUCUCCUUCUCUUCACCCUGGUAAUAAGCGUACAGGUAUUCGCUAGUUCGCCGGCCUUUUCCCAAACUAACCACCACCGGGAUGAUGACCACAACGAUGAAGGCAGUUGGUCUAACCACCGACGCAGCGCAGCAGACAGCGACAGACAAUCAACGGUGGACACGAUUAUGUGGAGCUGUCGAUUGACGACGACGACGACGACAACGAUGACGGCGGCAGCGGCGGUGGCAGCAGCAGUAGCAGCAGCAACAGCAGCAGUAGUAGCGACGACGACGACGACGACGACGACGAAGACGAAGACGAAGACGAAGAAGAAGAAGACAACAGAGGCUACUCUGUGCGGGGCGUAGCACGCUGGCCUUGGUAG